AUGGCCCCGCGCGCCCGGCCGGCCCCAGCGCCUGUCCGGUCAGCAUCUUCACCGCUGCCCGCGCUGAAGCUGGCGCUGGAGUACAUCGUGCCCUGCAUGAACAAGCACGGCAUCUGCGUGGUGGACGACUUCCUGGGCCGCGACACCGGCCAGCGCGUCGGCGACGAGGUGCGCGCGCUGCACGACACCGGCCGCUUCACCGACGGCCAGCUGGUCAGCCAGAAGAGCGACUCGUCCCGGGACAUCCGCGGCGACCAGAUCACCUGGGUAGAGGGCAAGGAGCCCGGUUGCCACACCAUCGGUCUGCUCAUGAGCAGCAUGGACGACCUCAUCCGCCACUGCAGCGGCAAGCUGGGCAACUACCGCAUCAACGGCCGGACGAAGGCUAUGGUAGCUUGUUACCCCGGCAACGGAACGGGCUACGUUCGCCACGUUGAUAAUCCGAAUGGAGACGGCAGAUGUGUGACCUGUAUAUAUUAUCUAAAUAAAGACUGGGAUGCCAAGGUAAGUGGAGGUAUACUUCGAAUUUUUCCAGAAGGCAAAGCCCAGUUUGCUGACAUUGAACCCAAAUUUGAUAGACUGCUGUUUUUCUGGUCUGACCGUCGCAACCCUCAUGAAGUACAACCAGCAUAUGCUACAAGGUACGCAAUAACUGUUUGGUAUUUUGAUGCAGAUGAACGAGCAAGAGCUAAAGUAAAAUAUCUCACAGGAGAGAAGGGUGUGAGGGUUGACCUCAAUAAACCGUCGGAUUCCAUCAGUAAGGAUGUCCAGUAGGGCCUCUGCCCAGCGACGGGGCCUCUGCCUAGCGAUGCGGCGUCUGCCCCAGGGGUGCCCACCUCACUGGCCGGGAUUCAGGAGCCAUCUGCUGACUUCGUGUGGACACGGUGACAGGAGAAGGAAGGAGGCGCCGGAUGGCAUUUCACAGGACAGAGACAGCUGUUGUUGGCCGACGGAGCAGAGGAGUGGCUGCCGUGUCCCGCGUGGCGGCCCCCCUGCGUCUGCCUGUGCCUGUGCCCGUGCCAGCGCCGGACAGGAACUAAGGCCCUGUGUAGAGUUGUUUUCAUUUUUAUAUUUUGCCAGAUCUGUCAUUUAGCUGAGUUCAUUUCAUCUCUCUCUUUUUUAUAUCAAGUUUGAAUUUGGGAUAAUUUUUGUAUGAUUAGGUACAAUUUAUCAAAACUGAAUUGAGAAAAAAAUGACAGUAUUAUUCCUCAAAAUAACAUCAAUCUAUUUUUGUAAACUUCGUACUAUUAAAUUUUGCCCUCAAAGACCUCUUGCAAUGAUUGUUGCCAGUGACUGGUGAUCCUUUUUUGUUUUUUGGGUUUUUUUAAACUGAAAUGAGGAAGGAGCACUUUAGUUGUAAACUGAAAACCCGGAAUUUUACUUGGCCUGUCUCACGCUAAUCUGAACUCUGGAAGAUCGCUGUGUUUUUGGCAUUGUCAUAAUGAAACCUAACUGUAGACUGUUACCCCUGAGUAGCAAGUAACCUUUAGUACAUGAUUUUACAAGGGAAAAAAAAAAGAUGGGAAGAAGGGCGUAACCUUUUAUUUAUUUAUUUUUUUAACCAAGUGACUGGCAUUAUGUGAACUUGAGACUUCAGGUUCCUAAGUCAAAGGGCUUUCUUCUGCUCCACCAGUCUCCCUCUGCUUCUCCUCCCUGGUCCCGGGCUGUGUGUCAGCUGCAGGGCGGCAAGCAGCCGGCCAGGGGGUAGGGGGGGGGUUGCCGGUGUGGGGAGACCAGGAGAAGGGGCUGCGGGCUCUUGGGCCAGCCAAGGCCUCCUCCCAGACCCCACAUCCAUGUCAAGCCCGGCAUCCUGUCUUCACGUGCCUGAACUUGGAGCGAAGCCCCGAGGGUGGCACCCGUCCUUCCUGAGGCUUGGCCCCUGGGGCUGCCGCCUGUCUUUGGUCUGCUUUACUGGAAGGGGGCUGUGCAGAAAUCGCUGUUCUUCCGGGCGUGGCCGACUCGGCCUCUGCACCUCACUGUCACUCAUGGCAGCUGUGCGUGCAGACGUGGGGCUCGCCGUGCCGUCCAUGGCCGUGUUCAGCGCUGCCCCGCGUCCUCCCCUCACCCCUGGUGACCACCAACACCUCUCCAGCAAGUGCCUCUGCGAGCCGGGCCGGGCCGGCCCUCCCCCCUCCCCCACCCAGGAAUGCUGGGCGGGCUUCGGGGCUUUGCCACCCAGCCUGCGUGUGUCAGGCUGCUGUGAGGCCACGCGCCCCCCUCCCU
Molecule: messenger RNA, 2223 nt
Organism: Dipodomys ordii (Ord's kangaroo rat)
Lineage: Eukaryota; Metazoa; Chordata; Mammalia; Rodentia; Heteromyidae
Gene: Egln1
Product: egl-9 family hypoxia-inducible factor 1
Exons: 6
Coding region: 1-774 (257 amino acids)
Biological process (GO): cellular response to hypoxia; peptidyl-proline hydroxylation to 4-hydroxy-L-proline
Cellular component (GO): nucleus; cytoplasm
Molecular function (GO): ferrous iron binding; L-ascorbic acid binding; peptidyl-proline 4-dioxygenase activity
Source: RefSeq, a predicted model, not a curated record